AUGGCUCAUUUUGGGUCAGGUCAAAGGUCCCAGGAUAUUCUAGCUUGUGGAUUAUGUGAAGUAGAAACAAAAAUAAAAGUGAAAUGUAUGAACUGUGAUCUAUAUAUGUGCCAAAAAUGUACAGAUAAAAUACAUGCAAAGUUCAAGAAUGCUGAUCUCCAUGACAUUGUUGAUUUGAAGGACAUUCAUUCUCAUAUUGAUGAAACUAAAGCAAAUUCUGAAUUCAAACCAGUAAAAUGUAAAGAUCAUAGAAAACAACUGUGCUGCAUGUACUGCUUAACGUGUGAACUAUUAGUUUGCCCAAUGUGCAUAGCAAAAACUCAUCAACUUCAUUUAAUGGAAGACAUACAAACUGUUUGUCAAAAGAAAGUUGAAGAAAUGAAAAUACUUCAAGAUCAAGCUAAAUCUAAGAUAGAAAAAUUAAUAGAAAAUGUAAAUUUAAUGGGAGAAAUUGAGAAAGCAAAAUCACAUGAAAUAGAGCAAAAUAUAUUAAUGGAGGAAAAACAAGCAAGGGAAGUUCAGUCAAAAUGUUUGAGGUUACUUAAAGAACAUAAAGAUAAGACAGAAAGACAAUCUGAACUGAUGUCAUCGAAAGAAUUUGAAAUUCUAGAAGAUAAAAAAGAUAUCAAAACAGUUAUACAACAAGUAGAAAAUAAAUACGAAUCACGAAAUACAGAAGAAUUUCUUGAAGCUAUACGAAAUAUGCAUUCAAAAUUAGAGUCGAUUAAGACAACAAGUUCAAAAUCGUUUGAUAUGAAAAUACUACAUUAUGUUCCUAAUUAUAAAAUCCAGACCAAUUCUAAAUCAAUUGAAAUUGAAAUUCAUUUUGAAACAAAAGCAAAAUAUGAACUAAACAUGUUAGACGUAUUGAAAAUAAAUAGUAUCACAAGUGACAAGGAUGGUAACAUCUGGAUCACAGAUGGAGUUAGAAAAAUUCAACAACUGCAGGUGAAAGAAGGAGUUAAAGUCAUUAAAGCACUAACAACUGGCCCUGGCUUCACUGAAAUCAGAUGUUGGAAUAAAGGCAUUCUCUUUACAUCUGAUGAUUAUUCAAAAAUCAUUCAUUUGGCCUCUAACGAUAAAUUGAAAGUUUUCAAAAAUCUUUCUCCUAGCUUGCCUUUUGCGCUCUCUGUUUCAGAAAAUGACGUUAUUGUAGGAAUGAACUGUGUCUCUGUAAAAGACAAAACAGACAUACCCGUCAUCAUUAGAUUGGGAUUUAAUGGGAAAAUUAUACAGAUCUAUAAAAAUCAUGGUAGACAACUACUUACAAGAGAUGUUGUACGAUGCUGUACAACAACCAAUGAUGGUGCUAUCUGCUACAUUGAUAGUAUUAACAGUAAAGGCUAUUUAGGAGAUGUAGUAUUCAUCAGUCGAGAUGCAAUUAUUCAAUGGAAAUACAGUGGAAACUCCUUAAUUAAUUCAAAUAAACAUCCUUUUACUCCUAUUGAAGUUGUGACAACAGGGUCUUAUAAUUUCAUAGUUUCUGACGAGAACCAGCAUGCUCUCCAUUUCCUCAGUACAAAGGGGGGAUUACUGACAAUCUUAGACUUAACAAUGAUUGGAGUGGGAGAUCCAGGGGUUAUGACAAUUGAUAACAAUGGGACUUUAUGGAUAAGUAGCGAGGAACUAAACAAAACAAUACUCAGCCCUGUGAAAUUCUUUGGAUUCUGACAGAAAUGUCAGGUUUUACAUAUCCUGAUAACAAAGUUGACAGUAUCAUUUUAUGAAGAACUUUUCUAUUUUUGAAGAGUGAAGUAAUUGCAACUGCUAGUAAUAUAAAACAGAUUUUGUUAUAUAAAAAAAUUACUUGUAAAAACUUUAUUACCGGUAAUUGUUACUGUUAGGCAAAUGGAUGAAUGAUAGCAUAACGAUACAAUUAUUGUGCAACGGUUAACAUUAUCUAAACGUUUAUGGUGGAUGAAAUCAAGCUAUCAGUUAAAGGGGCAUUAGCUACGAAUUCGACAAAAAAAUGGAAUAUAUUUUAUUUUGUUUCAAACAUUUAUAAAAGCGGAAUAAAGAAAUUAUAUUUUGCUAUUA
Mytilus californianus (California mussel) is the source of this 2037-nucleotide messenger RNA. RefSeq lists its product as uncharacterized. The record is from RefSeq and is a predicted model, not a curated record. The transcript has a single exon. Lineage: Eukaryota; Metazoa; Mollusca; Bivalvia; Mytilida; Mytilidae. The coding region runs from base 1 to 1671 and encodes 556 amino acids. Gene Ontology annotation, molecular function: zinc ion binding.